AUGGCGGCGCCCGCGCUGAGGAGCUUCGCUGAGGUACUUUGUGAUCAUCAGAGAGUUCAUACGGGAGAAAAGCCUUAUAAAUGCUGUGACUGUGGAAAGUCUUUUACCUGGAGCAGUGAUUUUCGUCGUCAUCAGAGAAUUCAUACAGGGGAAAAUCCUUAUAAAUGCAGUGAAUGUGGGAAAUCUUUUAUCACUACCACUAAACUUCGUGAUCAUCAGAGAGUUCAUACAGGAGAAAAGCCUUAUAAAUGCUGUGACUGUGGAAAGUCUUUUACCUGGAGCAGUGAUCUUCGUCGUCAUCAGAGAGUUCAUACAGGGGAAAAUCCUUAUAAAUGCAGUGACUGUGGAAAGUCUUUUUCAAGAAGCACUCGUCUCAAAUAUCAUCAGAGAGUUCACACAGGAGAAAAGCCUUAUCAAUGCAGUGAAUGUGGGAAAUGUUUUACCUGUAGUGCUAACCUUCAUAGUCAUCAGCGAGUUCACACUACAGAGAAGCCUUAUAAAUGCAGUGAAUGUGGGAAAUCUUUUACCUGGAUGGCUAGCCUUCGUAGUCAUCAGAGAGUUCACAUUGGAGAACAGCCUUAUAAAUGCAGUGAAUGUGGGAAAUCUUUUAUCACUACCACUAAACUUCGUUAUCAUCAGAGAGUUCAUACGGGAGAAAAGCCUUAUAAAUGCAGUGAAUGUGGGAAAUCUUUUACCACUAACACCAAUCUUCGUAAGCAUCAGAGAUUUCAUACAGGAGAAAAGCCUUAUAAAUGCAGUGACUGUGGAAUGUCUUUUACCUGGAGCAGUGAUCUUUGUCGUCAUCAGAAAGUUCAUACAGGAGAAAAGCUUUAUCAAUGCAGUGAAUGUGGGAAAUGUUUUACCUGUAGUACUAGCCUUCAUACUCAUCAGAGAGUUCACACUGGAGAAAAGCCUUAUAAAUGCAGUGUAUGUGGGAAAUCUUUUACCUGGAGCUCUACCCUUCGUACUCAUCAGAGAGUUCACAUUGGAGAACAGCCUUAUAAAUGCAGUGAAUGUGGGAAAUCUUUUAUCACUACCACUCAACUUCAUGAUCAUGAGAGAGUUCAUACGGGAGAAAAGCCUUAUAAAUGCAGUGAAUGUGGGAAAUCUUUUACCACUAACACCAAUCUUCGUAAGCAUCAGAGAUUUCACACAGGAGAAAAGCCUUAUACAUGCAGUGAUUGUGGAAUGUCUUUUACCUGGAGCACUGGUCUUCGUCGUCAUCAGAAAGUUCACACAGGAGAAAAGCCUUAUCAAUGCAGUGAAUGUGGGAAAUGUUUUACCUGUAGUACUAGCCUUCAUACUCAUCAGAGAGUUCACACUGGAGAACAGCCUGUUAAAUGCAGUGAAUGUGGGAAAUCUUUUCCAAGUAGCAACAGUCUUCAGUAUCAUCAGAGAGCUCACAAUGGAGAAAGCCGUUACAAGUGCAAUUAAUGUGCGAUAUCUCUCAGUCUAAUUUGUAAAUUACCUCUGCACAAGAGUCCGGAUGUGAAAAGGUUCUUAGACGUGUAGGAAAUGUAUUUUGUUAGUUAGGAUUUAACAGUUGUAUAAGA
Molecule: messenger RNA, 1553 nt
Organism: Eptesicus fuscus (big brown bat)
Lineage: Eukaryota; Metazoa; Chordata; Mammalia; Chiroptera; Vespertilionidae
Product: zinc finger protein 420-like
Exons: 2
Coding region: 1-1434 (477 amino acids)
Cellular component (GO): nucleus
Source: RefSeq, a predicted model, not a curated record